UGGAGCCCCGGCGCUCGCGUCUCAGCUCCGCUCCGCUCCGCUCCGGUUCGGUCCCCGAUCUGCAUCUUUCCGCUUCCGGAAUAACCCCUGACUGCUGCUCUAACUCGCUGAGUAGACUCGGGCUCAACUGGGACCCCUGUGCAUAGUUUCCAUCUUAACCUCCCUGAGGGUCCCCCACCUCCAACGAGUCACAAAAACGAUGAAGUGUUUUCCUUUGUCCGAGCUUCUUACUCCCAGGCUGCCACCCCGAAUCCAACAACGUGCCCAUUUCAGCCCCUCUCACAUCCCCGGAUGUCUGGUGGUGGUGUAGUCGCUCAGUCGUGUCCUGACUCUUGCGACCCUAUGGACUGUAGCCCACCAGGCUCCUCUGUCCAUAGUAUUCUCCAGGCAAGAAUACUGGAGUGGGUUGCCGUUUCCUUCUCCAGGGGAUCUUCCUGACCCAGGGAUCGAACCCAGGUCUUCUGCGCUGCAGGCCGAUUCUUUACGACUGCGCCCCCGAUGUCUAGCACGUCCUAUUUGUUCCCUUUCUACUUGUUCUCUGUCCCCUAUUCUCUGUCCUCCAAGCUUUGAAGGCCUUCCCUGCGUGUCCCCGGCUUCACGGCCCUCCCCCGUAGCCCAGGGUGGAGGAGCCCCAGCUCAGGAUAGAUAACCGUUUCCUCGAAGGGUUCUUCAGCUCUUCUUGAGUUACCUUUGUGUCCUCAUUCCCUGUACCCAUUCUUAAAGUCCCUCCUACAAAACUACCUGCAUGCAUUUGUCCCCCACCUGUAAGGCGAGUGCGGAGAAAAAGAAAACGAGCCAGGUUCUCUACAUAAUCCUCCGCUAUAGCGAGACUGAAAUCACCUCGGUACGCGCCGCCCCAGCCAGACCUCCCAGCCACAGGGGGCGCUGUCCACAUUGCCCCCCUCCUUCCCUGCACAAAGAGGACAACCCCUCGCUCUCGAAUCUGUGGUGAGAGGAAGAGGCGGGUCAAGGCCUGGUAAAGGAGGAGGUGCGUCCAAAAAGCUGGUCCUGUCCGGGAACGGCGGGAGGGCGAAAGGUGGUAGAUAACAGCGAUCGGUACCAGCCACUUAAGAAUAGUACAGGGGCGGGGAGGGCGGCAGAAGGCUGUCCUCUGGUUAAUGCCCCGCGUGGGACCACGUGAUUAGAGUGGUCCCGCCCUCCUCCGCCGGAACCAGGUGUUCGAAUCCCUUCUCCAGAACUAGCAGCAUUUCAGUCCUACCGGCGUGAGGCGCCAAAGGACCCGCCCUGCGGCUCAUGGCAGCGCCCGUCCGGCUGGCCCGGAAACGCCCGCUGCCUGUUUGCCCCAACCCUCUCUUCGUACGCUGGCUGACCGAGUGGCGGGACGAGGCAGCCAGCAGAGGGCGCCGCACGCAAUUUGUGUUUCAGAAGGCGCUGCGCUCCCUCCGGCGGUAUCCACUGCCCCUGCGCAGCGGCAAGGAAGCUAAGAUCCUCCAGCACUUCGGAGACGGGCUUUGCCGGAUGCUGGACCAGCGACUGCAGCAGCAUGAAGCAUCAGGCGGGGACCAUGCCCCGUGUUCACCAUCCGGAACCAAGAGCCCAGCCCGGGAAAGGCCACCUGCUGAAGUCCAGGACCCUUCCAUGCCAGUGAGGAAGGAGCAGGUCCCAACCCAGCUCAAAGCAGGCGGCCCUGGCAGCUACUGGCCAGCUCGGCACUCGGGAGCACGAGCAGUCCUGCUGCAGCUAUACAAGGAACACCUGAAUCCUAGCGGCCAGGGCUUCCUAACCAAGGGGGAGCUGUUGCAGAGGUGUGCCCCAAAGGUUUCCAGGGUGGCCCCUGGAAGUGCUCGCCCCUGGCCAGCCCUCCGUUCGCUCCUUCACAGGAACCUGGUCCUCAGGACACACCAGCCAGCUAGGUACUCACUGACCCCGGAGGGUCUGGAGCUGGCCCAGAAGCUGGCUGACUCAGAGGGCCUGAGCUUGCUGAAUGUGGGCAGCAGGCCGGAGGAGCCCCUUGGGGAGGAGCCUGAAGUGCCAGGAGCGGCUUCAGCUGAGCUUGGCACCAGUGAAGGGAGCGUCCAGCAGCCCCUCCUGGAGCUGGGGCCUGGAGAGUACAGGGUGGUGUUGUGUGUGGACGUCGGUGAAACCAAGGGGGCGGGCCACAGGCCAGAGCUGCUCCGAGAGCUGCAGCGGCUGCACGUGACGCACACGGUGCGGAAGCUGCAUGUCGGGGACUUUGUGUGGGUGGCCCAAGAGACCAGUCCCAGAGACCCAGCACGACCUGCAGAGCUAGUCCUGGACCAUAUCGUGGAGCGAAAGCGGCUGGACGACCUAUGCAGCAGCAUCAUCGACGGCCGCUUCCGGGAGCAGAAGUUCCGGCUGAAGCGCUGUGGCCUGGGGCGCCGAGUGUACCUGGUGGAGGAGCAUGGUUCCAUGCACAACCUCAGCCUUCCUGAGAGCACACUGCUGCAGGCUGUCACCAACACUCAGGUCAUCGACGGCUUCUUUGUGAAGCGCACAGCGGACAUUAAGGAGUCGGCCGCCUACCUGGCUCUGUUGACACGGGGCCUGCAGAGGUUCUACCGGGGUCACACCCUCCGCAGCCGCCCCUGGGGCACCUCUGGGGACCCUGAAUCAAAGGCCGGGCCCUCCCCAAACCCUGUCUGCUCACUCCUCACCUUCAGCGACUUCAACGCGGGAGCCAUGAAGAACAAGGCCCAGUCCGUGCGGGACGUGUUUGCCAGGCAGCUCAUGCAGGUGCGCGGGGUGAGCGGGGAGAAGGCGGCGGCCCUGCUGGCUCGGUACAGCACCCCUGCCAGCUUACUGGCCGCCUAUGAUGCCUGUGCCACCCCGAAGGAACAGGAAAUGCUGCUGAGCACCAUCAAGUGUGGGCCGCUGCAGAGGAAUCUGGGGCCCGUUCUGAGCAGAACCUUGUCACAGCUCUACUGCAGCUAUGGUCCCCUGACCUGAGCUAUGCCACAGGAUAGACCCCCAUCUGCCCCCGUCUUCCCAGACUACCAGUCUUUUAACCAGAAUUUUUGGGCUACAGUAAAAAUCUUAAAUGUUUGCAUUUUUAUGUGUUAGAAGGAGGCCCCAAGGGUCUUGAAAGAUAUCCAGGUAAGAACAGGGGAGCAGUCAUGUCCAAUUUUUAAACUGAGCUCCUCGGGACCCUUUUGGUUCCCUUUCAGAGCACUGAAACUGCUAGGGAGAUGGAGUCAGUGAGGCGUUGCAACGUUGACUCUAGUUCACGUCAUCAGAGUUCUCUGAUCAAAUAAAAUUUCCUUUGAUGAGAA
Molecule: messenger RNA, 3251 nt
Organism: Cervus elaphus (red deer)
Lineage: Eukaryota; Metazoa; Chordata; Mammalia; Artiodactyla; Cervidae
Gene: MUS81
Product: MUS81 structure-specific endonuclease subunit
Exons: 16
Coding region: 1255-2928 (557 amino acids)
Biological process (GO): mitotic intra-S DNA damage checkpoint signaling; resolution of meiotic recombination intermediates; double-strand break repair via break-induced replication
Cellular component (GO): Holliday junction resolvase complex; nucleus
Molecular function (GO): 3'-flap endonuclease activity; DNA binding; crossover junction DNA endonuclease activity
Source: RefSeq, a predicted model, not a curated record